Colletotrichum navitas is the source of this 3103-nucleotide messenger RNA. Its product is annotated as heterokaryon incompatibility protein-domain-containing protein. The transcript has a single exon. The record is from RefSeq and is a predicted model, not a curated record. Bases 54 to 3020 code for a protein of 988 amino acids. NCBI's taxonomy places the organism in Eukaryota, Fungi, Ascomycota, Sordariomycetes, Glomerellales, Glomerellaceae.
CCCGCCAUUCGCCCAAGAUCCGGGACAGCUGGCCACAUACUUAACGAAGAAAUAUGACCACCGCCGCUGCACCAAGUUGGGAUAACGCCGCCAACGCAUCCGCAAUCACGAACAUCAGAAUUUCAAAUCUCUUCUAUUCCGUCUGCAAGGGAGGUGGGACAAUCCAUGAAAUGUCUCUCUUCAAGUUGCGGCUUGACUACCCGCUUCUCCUGGCCUUGCUGUUGCAAGCGUGUGGGGACUGUCACGACUUGACCGUAUUCCUCGAUGUCCUCGACGUAUCUCAAUUCGACUCAACCGCCGGAUGGCGACAAAUCAUAUCGUCGACCCCUAUACACAACGACGAAAGACGAUGGCUAGCGACCAUCCUUGUCCUUCAUGGUUGCCAACUACUACUUGUCGCCUGGAUGUGGACAGUCUUCCAAAAGAAACAGUCGACACGGCCUGUCAAGGCUACUUUUGCCAUGGUCGUGGAAUUCUUACCUCACUGGGGCCUGAUCCGCGGAACUCAUUCGCUGUACUCUCUGAUAUCGCGAAGACGGAGAGCUACAUUGUGCAGCUUUGAUGCCGUGUUCACGAUGACAAUAGGGCUGAUUCAGUGGCGGGGUGUCAGAACCAUGAGAUUUUUGACUCUGGCAUCUUCGCUGAUCUAUCUUGAUAGUCAAGCCCUCGUCACCUCGCUGAGCUUGGGAAAUACCAUUGCCGAUAUCAGUUUAGUCGCCAAGGGUGUUUUAAGGGCGGCUCCUACCAUCAUUCGCUGGCAGGUACGUGCCAGGAUUGAAUUCGCAAUGGCUUCACACUUGCUGUUUAUGGCCACAAUAUUGCCGUUAGGACGAAGAGACAUGUACUGCACCUUCAUCAUACUUUUACCCCCUUUAAGUGCUGCAAUAUUACUGCAGUUUCUACUUACUGGUCACUACAUCUCCGGGCCUGUGCUGAAGCCUCUCGAAAUAUCUCUCUCUUCAACCAAUCCAAGCAAAGGGUUCUGCCAAAUUUGUCACGAUACCGUCCUAUCGAGACAAAAGCCAGCAGAUAUCUCCGAUCAACCUACGCACCAUCAGACACUUAAAUCGCUAAAAACGUCUGCUGCAGAAGGCUGUCGCAUCUGCGCGACGGUGUACUACAAGCUGACCAGGCUGAAGCUAAAGCCGCCAAGGUGCUAUAUCCAGCCGGGACCUUUGACCACAUAUUAUAGGAUUAAUGGAAGUAUAUACAUUAACUCCCUAUGGUCUUUAGGUUUAUGCACCUUUACCUCAGUCAGACUAAGCGAUGCUUCUUGGGGCAACUUAGAAAACCACACGGGGUCCGAGAGCAGUCUUGGAAUGGCCAAACAGUGGAUGUCGACGUGCAUGCGAGACCACCCUUCUUGCAGUGCUGGUUUCGAUUUCCACUUCCGGCCUUCAAGGCUACUAUACAUCGGCGGCGACGUCCAUCAAGUCACCCUACACACAUCAAUUGACUAUCCGGAGACCUUGUCUUACAUGACAUUGAGCCACCGUUGGGGCGAAGCGCAGUUUAUACAGCUUCGACACGGCAAUGAAGAGACAUUCCGACAAGGCAUCCCGUGGAUCUCUCUGCCUCAGACAUUCAAGGAUGCAAUCCGUGUUGCUAGACGGCUCGGCUCCGACUAUCUCUGGAUCGACAGUCUUUGCAUUAUGCAAGACUCCAGCAAAGACUGGGUAGCUGAAGCGGCUUCAAUGGGCAACAUCUACAAAAACGCACUGUGUAAUAUUGCUGCCUCGGAUGCCUUAAACAGCCUCGAGGGUUGUUUAUAUCCACGAAACUCCCGAGUUAUUGAGCCAGAACGCCUGCCCUGGGAUUCUGAUAAUUCAUCAAAUCAUUUGUAUCUCGUUAACGCUCUCUCUGACGAUCCUGACGAACACUCUCGACUAUACUCCCGCGCCUGGGUUUUCCAAGAGUUCCUGCUGGCGCGGAGAACUGUGGAUUGUGGCAGGGACCAGCUUUUCUGGAGAUGCGAUGAAUUAAUGGCGUCAGAAGAAUUUCCUGUCGGGCUCACGAGGGACCUUAAGUAUCAUCAUUUCCGUGACUUCUCCCAUCCGGCGCGAGAAGUCCUAAAGCAUCAAGCCAAUCACGCCAGCCUCAAACUGAUGGUAGAGAAAAUGAAGCGAUGGGAAGCUGAGUAUCAACCCUGGACCCGUGCGUAUAGUGGGGACAGCGAAUCACAAAUCCAUCUGUUCAGGAGGGAAGGAUCACCAUCAAUCUUUUGGACCGAACUUGUGGAUCAAUACUCAAGCAUGUCUAUCACCAAGGAAGAGGACAGACUUACUGCCAUAGCAGGAGUUGCUGACACCUUCCGUCCAUUCCUCGGUGAAUACUAUGCUGGUAUGUGGAAAAGUCUGCUGCCGCUGUAUCUUGUCUGGAGGAGCUGGCCAAGAAGGCUUUACCAACGGGUCCCAAGCCCCUACAAAAGGCCGUCUUCCAAAAGAGGCCCUACCUGGUCCUGGAUAUCGCUAGAAGGCCCCAUAUCCCAUAUCUUCUGCAGUACUACGUACAGAGCCUCAAUGCUCGCUCAGCUCCUCGAUGCCAAGGUUCUUUCCGCCCAAGACAUACACCUCCGGGUCCGGGCGCCGCUGAUACGUCUUAAAUGGAUCGACUACGCUACACGGGGAAUGAAAGCAUGGAGUUCUAGGUCUGUCAACUUAGGCCCAAGAAUCAAGGGUUCCGACGGAGUUUCUAAAUGGAAGUCUCCUUGGUUCGAGUCCUGUGUCCAGACUAAAAAGGGUGGAGAUGCAGAAUUAUCACUAAUAUUUGACGUCCCGGAAGAAGAAGCAGCGGCUCGGGACAUUGCUCUAGUCGCAAUUCGCCUUCGCAAAGCAGAAGAAAAAACAACGGCUCCAGACAGGAGUCCAUCCUGGAAAGGUUUCCAGUUCGACGACGUGGACGGUUUAAUCCUGCAGGAUAAGGGCGGUGGCUUUUUCUCCCGGCUUGGGUACUUCCAUACCUCUGAGUGUUCCGAUCUGCCUUUCUUGAAAUGUGACCAGACGGAGGUGGUUUUGAUAUGAUUGUCAUGUUUAGAUAAGAGAGCGGUUUAGCGUCGAAAUACUACAGUUCAGAUAGAUAAUAUUCUAUAUCUGCUAUUUAUUUG